AUGUACACGGAAGGGACCGACACAUACGAGCUCACAGGUCUCUCUGGAGGUGGACAGCAGAUCGAUCGUUUGAAGAAAAAUUAUGCGAAAGCUGUCGAACUUCUAGUUGAACUCGCCUCUCUGCAAACGUCUUUCAUUACUCUUGACCAUGUCAUAAAGGCCACUAAUCGCCGCGUCAAUGCCAUCGAGUUUGUAAUCAUCCCGAGGAUCGAUCGUACUCUGCAAUACAUAACGCAGGAGAUGGAUGAACGGGAACGUGAGGAAUUUUUCAGAUUAAAAAAGGUUCAAGAGAAGAAGAAACACAGAGCUGCGUUGAAAGAAUUGGAAUUGAAGUCUCAAGGUUUUCAGCUUGACUCAACCGACCAGGCACCCAACAUCCUGUCUGCGGACAAUGAUGAGGACCAAAUAUUGUUCUAA
Molecule: messenger RNA, 417 nt
Organism: Dicrocoelium dendriticum
Lineage: Eukaryota; Metazoa; Platyhelminthes; Trematoda; Plagiorchiida; Dicrocoeliidae
Source: the annotation of a GenBank genome assembly